UCAGCCCUCACCUUCUAUGAGUACAUUGUGACUUUUCCUGAAGAGGUUCACGUCAUCUGGGGAGCCAGGUUGACCACCGUCACGAUCGUCUUUGCCCUCAACCGUUAUCUGCUCAUCGUACAAGGCGUUAGUAACGCACUGAAUGUCAUCUGGUGGCAUACUCCACUGGUAGUUGUCCUCAUCGCGCGCAUCUGCCCGGCUGUAUCCGACCUGAUCGUGCUCCUUGUCACUUGGUUCAAGACAUUCCGACUCGCCAUGGAAGUGCGGAAGUUACGGUUUAGAGGAUCGAUCGCAACGGUGCUGAUGAGAGACGGU
Molecule: messenger RNA, 315 nt
Organism: Laetiporus sulphureus 93-53
Lineage: Eukaryota; Fungi; Basidiomycota; Agaricomycetes; Polyporales; Laetiporaceae
Exons: 2
Source: RefSeq, a predicted model, not a curated record